Molecule: messenger RNA, 1227 nt
Organism: Parascedosporium putredinis
Lineage: Eukaryota; Fungi; Ascomycota; Sordariomycetes; Microascales; Microascaceae
Source: the annotation of a GenBank genome assembly
AUGUUGCCCGCUAUCAGGAUCAUUGGCGGCAGGCGCUUCGCCGUCAAGGGAGCUUCUGCUCUCAACGCCACCUUCGCCCGCUCUGCUUCGACCUGGGCGAACGUGCCUCAGGGCCCUCCUGCUAUUCUUGGCAUCACCGAAGCUUUCAAGGCCGAUAGUUUCGACAAGAAGAUCAACCUCGGUGUUGGUGCCUACCGUGACGAUGCUGGCAAGCCCUACGUCCUCCCCUCCGUCCGCGCGGCUGAGGACAAGAUUGUUGCUGCCCGCUUGAACAAGGAGUACGCCGGCAUUACUGGUGUUCCCGAGUUCACCAAGGCCGCCGCCGAGCUCGCCUACGGCAAGGGCAGCUCCGCCCUCGACCGCCUUGUCAUCACCCAGACCAUCUCCGGAACUGGUGCUCUGCGCAUCGCCGCUGCCUUCCUUGCCCGCCACUACCCCGGCGCCAAGACCAUCUACAUCCCCAACCCCUCGUGGGCUAACCACGGCGCCGUCUUCAACGACUCUGGCCUCCAGGUCCAAAAGUACAGGUACUACAACAAGGACACGAUUGGCCUCGACUUUGAGGGCAUGAUUGCCGACAUCAAGGCCGCCCCCAAGGGCAGCGUCUUCCUCUUCCACGCUUGCGCCCACAACCCCACCGGUGUCGACCCCACCCAGGAGCAGUGGAAGGAGAUUUCCAAGGCCGUCGCCGACGCCGGCCACUUCUCCUUCUUCGACAUGGCCUACCAGGGCUUCGCUUCCGGCGACAUCAACCAGGAUGCCUUCGCUGUCCGCCACUUCGUCGAGCAGGGCCACAACAUCAUCCUUGCCCAGUCCUUCGCCAAGAACAUGGGUCUCUACGGUGAGCGUGUUGGCGCCUUCUCCAUUGUCUGCGAGAACGCCGAGGAGAAGAAGCGUGUCGACUCCCAGGUCAAGAUCCUUAUCCUCAACACCCCCGCCCUCUACAACCAGUGGCUCGCUGAGGUCAAGGAGAUGGCCGACCGCAUCAUCACCAUGCGCGCCCUCCUCAAGGACAACCUCGAGAAGCUUGGCUCCAAGCACGACUGGUCCCACAUCACCAGCCAGAUUGGCAUGUUUGCCUACACUGGCCUCACCCCCGAGCAGAUGGAUGCCCUCGCCAAGGAGAACUCGGUCUACGCCACCCGCGACGGCCGUAUCUCCGUUGCCGGUAUCACCAGCGCCAACGUUGGCCGCCUUGCCGAGUCCAUCUUUAAGGUCAAGGGUUAA